UGGUGGUAUCCGGUAUCACCGGCGCGCACGCAAAUGCCGCUUUGACACAAUGAUGCUUCCCUCGAUUUCCCAAAAUCAGCUCCAUCAAAGAGGUAACAAACUGGUGGUCGACAAGGGUAGCCUAGCACGAUCUCCUUCCCCCGAAGCCGGUGAAGGAAAGAACCAUCGUCGUCUAUAUUUCAAACGGAGGCGGAUAGCGUGUACUGUUUUCUUCGUAUCUACGCUGUGGUGGGUACUCUAUACGUUCCGACCUGGAUCUCUUUCUCAAGAAGUAUUGGCUGAGACGAAUCUACCUUUGGACUUUGUAGUUGCCGGUUUUCCCAAAUGUGGCACCACAACGUUGAUGUACGCCUUCCGGCAGCAUUCACAAGUCAAUAUGAAUACACACGAGUCUUGCUCUAUUUCCAGUGCCAGAAAGACGACGACUCAAGUUUGGAACGGACUGCAGGCGGAAUUGAGUGACAUCAUUUCGCUACCGGCUACUGGCCGCGUCAACGGAAUAAAAUGCCCAACUGCAAUGUAUAGUAUGAAAGCUCUGCAUCGAUUACAAAACUGGCAUCCUCGUACUAAAUGGAUUGUGGGACUUCGUCAUCCCGUCUGGCAGGUACAGUCAUUUUAUAAUUACCGCGUUACGGAAGCCUACGAUAAGCUGGAGGCUGCAGCGUCUCAAUCGUAUUCAUGGCUGCCGCGUUUUAUGUGGGACCCUCAACCAUCUUUUCGAAGUCUGGACGAUAUCUUCACGGCCCCAUAUCAGCCGUGGAAUGAAGUCUCGAGAUGGUCCCAUCGCUACGAGCUUUUUUUGAACCAAUUUGGAUUCACCAACAUGACGGUGCCUGAAGUUGUCGAAUGGCAAAACUUGACGGCAGCAAGAGAUGCGAUGACUCUUUAUCCCCAUCUCGGACUACUAUCUGAUCAUAACUUUGAAAUUUUUGUCUAUACGGUUGAUCAAAUGGAGGAUGCAAAUACUGAGCGGAGCGCUCAGUUUCGAAAGGGUUUACAAUCAUUUUUGGGUCUGACCGAGCCUCUGCCCAGCUUGGGACACGAGAACAUCAAUCACUUUCAAGGCAGUCGGGCCCAUCCGGAAACAAUUGAUAUUUGUGAUUCGCAGUGGAGCGAUCUGCGAUCGCAAAUCAUUGCUGACGGCCGAGUUACAGCGACUUGGAUUCAAGAUCGAUUGGUUGCGUCGCCGCAUGUAUCGGUCAGUGACGAUCCCUUUUUCCGCUCGACAUUGGACAUGUGGAUGCACGAUCCGUGUCCCUAGUUAACGAGAGGCCUAAACCAAUGCUAUGUAUAAACAGCAAUCGAUGAGC
Molecule: messenger RNA, 1310 nt
Organism: Phaeodactylum tricornutum CCAP 1055/1
Lineage: Eukaryota; Bacillariophyta; Bacillariophyceae; Surirellales; Neidiaceae
Exons: 2
Coding region: 50-1261 (403 amino acids)
Source: RefSeq, a predicted model, not a curated record